AACAAUCACUGCACAUCCUAUAAGACCAGACUCUGUUUCAGAGCUCACUUUUAUUUCAUUCCCUCUGUUGGCCAUCAAACAUUGACUUCUACAAAAACAUCAAUAUGAUGACUCAAGUUACUCUUCUGCUCAUCUGCAUGCUUUUCCCCCAAGCAUGGUCUCUGAAUUGUUAUGAGUGUGUGCUAGGAAUAACAAAUUGUCAAGAGAAAUCUUGCCCUGAUAAGUGUCUCACUGCGACCACUUCUGUCUACGUGGACAAUACAAAGAUCUCAGAUGUUAAUAUACAGAGUUGCAGCACAGCAGAUUCGUGUAUAAGCGGAAGUAUGAACCUGGGAAAGAUGAAAGUAACCAACAACGGCAAAUGCUGCAGUACCCCUCUCUGCAACACUGAAAAACUUCCAGCUCUUCAGAGGCAGUCUGUCAAUGGGAGAAUGUGUUACACCUGCGAUGAUAAAGGCUGCUAUGGAACAGUGAACUGUGAAGGAGACGAAGACCGCUGCAUCAGUUUAACAGUUCAACAAGGGAGCAAUGCUUUGUCAAUGAAAGGAUGCGUAUCCAAGAGCUUCUGUGUUGCUUCUGGAUCAGCAAGUACACCAGGAUUGGGUGUAUCAAACAUUCAGUGUUGUGAUGGGAACCUGUGUAAUGGUGCUGAGAGCUACAAAUUGAGUUUCCUCCUGAUGCUUGUUCCUCUGCUCUCUUCCAUUCUCUUCUAAUGAAAUGUACACUGAUGGAAAGCCACAGUUUUUGUAUUGUGUAAUACAACAUGCCAUUUCUUCUCUUGUUUAUAAUGCUGAUUAAUAAUUCUGUUUGCUUGUUUCCCAGUUAACUGUGGUUUCAUAUCCUGUUCAAGAUUGUAAACAUGGCCUUUUAUUCACGUGAUUCAGUGUUUUAUUUAGAGACUGUUUGAUGAAAAUGAUGUUAACAAUGAUUACAAAAAAGUCCAGUAAAAAACUGCUGGAUUUUUCUCAGGCUUAUAUAUUAUUGUUGUUUUUUUUUUAAUCCCAAAGGCUCCUGAAAUGCUUUUUUUAUUACAGUAACCCCCUGUUUACCGCGAUAAA
Messenger RNA from Silurus meridionalis, 1058 nucleotides. RefSeq names its product urokinase plasminogen activator surface receptor-like. Lineage: Eukaryota; Metazoa; Chordata; Actinopteri; Siluriformes; Siluridae. The record is from RefSeq and is a predicted model, not a curated record. Bases 105 to 713 code for a protein of 202 amino acids. The transcript is spliced from 5 exons.